GUCUGUUCUCACUUGUUUGGCUAGAUAUUUAGGCGUGUGCGUUUGUGGUCGGGCGCUUCUUCCUCUGCAGUUGGAUAAUAAUAAUAUCUCCGCCCAUUGUUCUUAACUUCUUAUUACAGUUUUCUUAGCUGGAGAAGGCACUAAAAGCGUGAGAAAUGGCGGCGGUAAAUGCUUCGAUGAUUGCAUCUUCCGGACAACCUUUUCUAGGCGUGCAGUCCGUUUCUAAUAGUAAUACAAGUCCAUCUGUUCCAAACAUGCUUGCUAGCAGUUUUGUUGGUUGUCGGUUGCCAAGGUGUUCCCCUAAUAAGAAGAGAAUUGUCAAGAUUAUUGGGAAAGUGAGAGCUGUGGCAACUGUUGCGACAAGUCCUAUUGAGGAAAUCAAGGAGUUUACCCUUCCUACAUGGGCACUGUUUGAACUGGGCAAGUCACCCGUAUAUUGGAAAACGAUGAAUGGUCUUCCUCCUACCUCUGGGGAAAAGCUAAAGCUCUUCUAUAAUCCAGCUGCAAAUUACCUUGUUCCAAAUGAAGAAUUUGGAAUGGCUUUUAAUGGAGGUUUCAAUCAGGCCAUAAUGUGUGGUAAGCCCAGGGCAAUGCUUAGGAAAAACAGGGGCAAAGCUGAUCCCCCACUAUAUACCAUCCAGAUAUGCAUUCCUAAGCAUGCUCUGUCCUUGAUCUUCUCAUUCACAAAUGGAGUAGACUGGGACGGUCCUUACAAACUACAAUUUCAAGCUCCAAAGUCUUUGCGAAACAAACCAAUUGACUUUUUCAACGAGGCUCUAGCGGCAGAGUUAAGUAAAGAAGGUGCAUGUGAUAGAGCAAUCUUUCCAGAUACAGAACUUGCAGUCACAAGAUGUGCUAUGAUCGGAAAUUUGAUGGUUGAAGGGGGGGAUCGUUGCGAUCUCAAUCUCAUACCAGGAUGCACAGACCCUAGCUCCCCCUUUUAUGACCCACUUGCCAAUGUAGAUGAUGGCUCCUGUCCACUUGAUUAAGAAUCUGGUGAAUAGUAUCUUCCACUCCCUAGCUAUACUCAGUCUCAGCUCGCAUGUAGAUAUAUAAUGGAAGCAUGUACAAGUAGCCAAGCUUAGAAACGCAGCAUUGAACAGGGCAAAACAAGAUAUUGUUUGGUUAGCUAGAAAGCAAGUAUUCUAAUGUAAAUACAACAUUGAGCAGGGCAAAAAUGAUAUUGUUUGGUUAGCUAGAAAGCAAGUAUUCUAAUGUCAUAGCCCAGAAAAGCAAAAGUUACUACUGUCAUCACUGCCAACUAUCAGACUGGUUUUUCAAUAUCUAGAAUGGCUAAUGAUACCUUAUAUUAUUGCUUUA
This is a messenger RNA of Juglans regia (Persian walnut), 1320 nucleotides long. RefSeq lists its product as uncharacterized. Gene Ontology annotation, biological process: chlororespiration. Bases 156 to 989 code for a protein of 277 amino acids. Lineage: Eukaryota; Viridiplantae; Streptophyta; Magnoliopsida; Fagales; Juglandaceae. The record is from RefSeq and is a predicted model, not a curated record. Gene Ontology annotation, cellular component: thylakoid; chloroplast stroma. The transcript is spliced from 8 exons.